Messenger RNA from Ostreococcus lucimarinus CCE9901, 1632 nucleotides. RefSeq lists its product with no specific name. The coding region runs from base 1 to 1632 and encodes 543 amino acids. Gene Ontology annotation, biological process: maturation of SSU-rRNA from tricistronic rRNA transcript (SSU-rRNA, 5.8S rRNA, LSU-rRNA). The record is from RefSeq and is a predicted model, not a curated record. Gene Ontology annotation, molecular function: protein binding. Gene Ontology annotation, cellular component: small-subunit processome; nucleolus; 90S preribosome. Lineage: Eukaryota; Viridiplantae; Chlorophyta; Mamiellophyceae; Mamiellales; Bathycoccaceae. The transcript has a single exon.
AUGAACGCCGAGGCGGUGGCGCGCCGACAGAAAAAGUACGAUAAAGACCUUCGCGAGCGCGCGAAAAAGUAUCGCGUCGGCGAGCGGGUGUCGAGCAAGCACGUGAGCGAUAAGAAGGUGCGCGCGACGCUGCGAGAGAGUCAAAAUUUGGCCGACGAGGCGGCGACGGCGGCGGCGACGCACGAGAAGUGGUUGGCGAGCGAAGAACCGGGAGUGCUCGAGGCGGAUGAGGGCGAGAGGACGUAUCAGUAUCAACAGCGGGAUAUCGUGAAUAAUGUGGAUGUGAACGCCGCGAAGAAGGCGUUUGAUUUGGACGUGCCGGGAACGGGACGGUACUACGUCGAUUAUUCGCAAAACGGACGAGAGUUGUUGUUAGGUUCGAGCGAGGGCGCGCUAAGCAUGAUGGAGUGGCAGCGUCAUUAUAUGAUUAGCGAGACGGAUGCGCGUGAAACGGUGAAAGAUGUCAAGUUUUUGCACAACGAACAGUUUUACGCCGCGGCGCAAGACAAGUACACGUACAUUUACGAUAAGCGAGGCCUGGAGGUUCACUGCUUGAACGAUCAUAUGCAUGUCAAUAAGCUCACAUUUUUACCGAAGCACUUUUUGCUAUGUUCGAUUGGGAAUCAAGGGAUUUUGCGCUGGCAAGACACGACGUACGGGAAAAUUGUGGCGCAGUAUCGCACCAAACUCGGCGAGUGUAACGCGAUGACGCACAGCAAUUAUAACGCCGUCGUGCAUUGCGGCCAUAAAAACGGAACUGUGACUUUGUGGAGCCCGAAUCAAGGCACAUCACUGGUGAAGAUGUUAUGUCAUCGAGGCACCGUGCGAGGAGUGGCGAUUGACAACGGGGGUAAGUACAUGGUGACUUCGGGAUCAGACGGACAAGUCAAGGUUUGGGAUUUGCGCACGUACAUGCCCGUACACGCGUACUACUCGGCGCAGCCGUCAGAUCACAUUCAAAUCUCCCAGCGCGGCAUGCUCGCCGUUGGUUGGGGGAGCACGGUGCAAAUCUGGAAGGACGCACUCUCGACGAAGCAAAAUUCGCCGUACAUGAAGCACCAGUUUUCCCACGGACAAAAAAUCAACUCCAUGAAGUUUUGCCCGUACGACGAUGUUUUAGGUGUCGGACACACGCGUGGAUUCACGAGUUUACUCAUUCCAGGUGCUGGUGAACCGAACUUUGACACGUUUGUGGCGAACCCGUACGAGACGAAGGGCCAGCGCCGCGAGCAAGAAGUCGCGCGUUUGCUCGAUAAACUUCCUUCGGAAACUAUUCAGCUCGACCCCGAUGCUGUCGGUAAGCUUCGAGCAGUGCCGAAGGAGGUACAAGCUGAGCGUCGUCAGCAAGCGAUCGAGGCUGAGCUGUCGUCGAGAAAGGCUCAGCGCGACAAGAAUGAAGAAAAGACGAAGAUGAAGGGCAAGAAUAGGACGUCAAAGAGGUAUAGAAAGAAGCAGUUGAACGUCAUCGACGACAAGAAAUUGGCAAAGAUGGAAGCGAAGCGUUUGCGCGAAGCUGGUAUCACCGAAAAGCGCGGUGGCGUCGCCGCGCCCGGAUCGACGGCAGGCGCCGCUUCUUCGGCGCCGUACGCGCCCGAAGGCACGUCAAAGGCGCUCCGGCGUUUCUACAAGUAA